Messenger RNA from Nymphaea colorata (pocket water lily), 3369 nucleotides. RefSeq names its product polygalacturonate 4-alpha-galacturonosyltransferase-like. The coding region runs from base 1074 to 3155 and encodes 693 amino acids. Lineage: Eukaryota; Viridiplantae; Streptophyta; Magnoliopsida; Nymphaeales; Nymphaeaceae. The transcript has 10 exons. The record is from RefSeq and is a predicted model, not a curated record. Gene Ontology annotation, molecular function: polygalacturonate 4-alpha-galacturonosyltransferase activity.
UUGAGAGAUUUUUCUUUGAAAAUUGCAGUCGUUUUAGCCGGUGGGACAUCGCCGAUCGGAUGACGAUUUUUCCGGCUGGAUUCGCUGCUUCCGGCUACAGUAAAAGCGAAAAGGGAAAGAAAAAGAAAAAAAAAGAAAGGGACAUCAGUGGCCGGUGAUCUCCAUCUGGGCCUGCAUUGGUGCGUGAUGACAGUGGGGAUCCGCCACUUCUCUAUUAACUAGUCAUUAUUGUUACGUCACAGCAGACAGCAGGAGCGGCAGCGCCAGCUGAGGGGGUGCUGUUCUCGUUGAAUAAACUCCUCUCUCUCUCUCUCCCUCUCUCUCUCUGUGCUGCUACUGGCUGCUGGUAUGGCCUAAAGAAAAAAGUGCCGUCGUAAUGCCGCUCAUCAUCGACACCGUCAUUGAUUAUCGUCCUUAAAGUCUGUUGAGCCUUCGCUUUGUUAUUCUCUCUGCCGUCGCCCCCACCAAAUUUACCAGACGCAGAAGCCAAUCUUGUUCCUUCAGAGGAAAGAAAGAGAGAGAGAGUGUCUGUGUGCUUUGGAAUCAAAUCCAUACUAAAGGAAGAAAAGAAAAAGUGCGGCAUUCUGCAGACUUUGGUUUCUUGAAAGAGAAAGAGAGAGUGAAUGAGUGAGUGAGUGAGUGCGUAUGUGUAUGUUGGAAUCAGAUCCAUACAAAAGGAAGAAAAGAAAAAGUGCAGCCUCCUGCAAAUUCUGGUGUUUUGAGAGAGACGGAGAGAGAACAGGUACGAAAUUAAGGAGGUAGAGCAGGAACGAGUUUAAAGAGGCAGAGCAGAAACGGAUCUGACGAGGUUAGGGCAAAAUCAGGAGGAUCGGGACUAGGUGAGUGUUGACUGAUCCUGCCGGUGGACCCGUGCCUUGAUUUUGUACUGUUGUGGAAGAUCGUGCCGUUAAUGGAGGAAAUUGACGAGAUUGUCGACGGCAGAUCUGAAGUAGGCAAACUUGAGAAAGAGUGCGCGACUGGGAGUUUUGUAAGAUUUGUUUUGGUUUGUGGACGGUGAUCUAUUCGUCUGGGGUGAAGUUGUUAGAGUCUUAUUGGUGUUCGUCCGGGGAGGGAUGGCGGCGAGGCGUGCGUCGUCUGGCCUCGGCGGCCAAAGGAGUAUGGCUGGGAGGUUCAGGGUUUCGCUCGCUGUUUUUCUUGUCCUUUCGGUCAUGGUGCCUCUCUGCUUCCUCGUCAUCAGAGGCAGGAGGUCGGCUUCGACCGGUAACGUGGAUUUCCUUGAUUGGCCUAACGGACAGGUCUUGGACUGGAGGAAACAACUUGCUUUGCUACAGAUUGAACCCCUUCUUUCCAAAGAGGUUCUUGAUGUUGUCACAGCCAAUAUGGAUGACUCUGGUCCUUUGAGUCUCAAUUUCUUAGCCCAUAAUGGUUUGCCUUCUUCAUGGAUAUCUGAUGAUGCUGAUCAUAUUGAGGAGAAUCAAGUCCCCAGUUCCUUAAAAGAAGCUACAUCUGCCAAGGACAUAGUUACUGAUGGUCAUACAGGAACUGAACACAGAGCAUCUAAGGGUACAGAGACCCGAGGAGAGUCUGGACUUGCUCAUGCUCAGACUACUGACACGCCUGAAAAGUUAGCCCGGAGGAUGUUAAGACAGAGGCGGCGAGAAAAGAGGGCAACUGAGCUGGUUCAGCAAGAUAGUGAAGCUACUGUUAAGCUUGAAAAUGCUGCCAUUGAACAUUCAAAAAUGGUGGACUCUGCAGUACUUGGGAAGUAUAGCAUAUGGAGGAAGGAUAAUGAAAAUGAAAAUUCUGAUGGGACAGUAAGAGUCAUAAGAGACCAGAUAAUCAUGGCGAAGGUUUAUGCAAGUAUUGCCAAGACAAAGAACAGAAGUGAUCUAUAUGAAGAACUAAUGCUUCGUCUGAAAGAGAGCCAGCAUUCUUUGGGAGAUGCCAGUGUUGAUGCAGAUCUCCACCAAAGUGCAGCUGAGAAGAUGAAGUUAAUGGGUAGCACAUUGUCAAAAUCUAGGGUGCAUGUUCAUGAUUGUGCACUGGUAACCCAAAGGCUACGAGCAAUGCUUCAGUCUGCAGAUGAACAGGUGAGAAGCUUGAAGAAGCAGAGCACAUUCUUGAGCCAACUUGCUGCUAAAACCAUCCCUAAUGCCAUUCAUUGCCUAUCCAUGCGCUUGACAAUUGCCUAUUAUAUGCUUCCUCCUGAGAAGAGGAAGUUCCCUAACAUGGACAAACUGGAAGACCCAAGUUUGUAUCAUUAUGCCCUGUUCUCGGAUAAUGUGUUGGCUGCAUCUGUUGUUGUUAACUCAACCAUAAUGAAUGCAAAGGAACCAGAGAAACAUGUAUUCCACUUGGUUACUGACAAGCUGAAUUUUGGGGCCAUGAAUAUGUGGUUUUUGCUCAAUGCUCCUGGAAAGGCCACAAUCCAUGUUGAAAAUGUUGACGAAUUUAAAUGGUUAAAUUCAUCAUAUUGUCCUGUCCUGCGGCAGCUCGAAUCUGCAGCAAUGAAAGAGUACUAUUUCAAGGCAGAUCAUCCAACGACUCUUUCAGCGAGUUCCUCUAAUCUCAAAUACAGAAAUCCAAAAUACUUAUCCAUGUUGAACCAUCUUAGGUUCUAUCUCCCACAGGUUUAUCCGAAGUUGGAUAAGAUUUUAUUUCUGGAUGAUGACAUUGUAGUCCAGAAGGACUUGACUCCACUAUGGUCAGUUGAUCUGAAAGGCAAGGUAAAUGGUGCAGUGGAGACUUGCGGAGAGAGCUUCCAUCGGUUUGAUAAAUAUCUCAACUUCUCCAAUCCUCACAUAUCGAAGAACUUUGACCCAAAUGCCUGUGGUUGGGCAUAUGGGAUGAAUCUCUUUGAUUUGAAAGAGUGGAAGAAAAGGGACAUCACCGGUAUCUAUCACAAGUGGCAGAAUAUGAAUGAGGAGAGGACGUUGUGGAAGCUUGGGACACUACCUCCUGGUCUUAUAACAUUUUAUGGAUUGACGGAACCAUUGGAGAAAUCAUGGCACGUUUUGGGGUUGGGCUACAACCCUAGUGUGGACCGUUCUGACAUAGAAGAUGCUGCCGUUAUUCACUACAACGGAAACAUGAAGCCCUGGCUAGAGAUUGCAAUGUCCAAGUACAGGCCAUAUUGGACCAAGUACAUAAAGUAUGACGACCCUCAUAUCAAGUCCUGCAGGCUUAGUGACUAAGAUUGUGGUAUAAGUUGCUAUCUUCUCGGAGGAGAUCGGCUUGUAAAAGGCAAGGACAGAAUGUGGGGGUGGGCCUACACGUAAACCACAGUAUGUUUCUAUGUGCACCCUCCGUUUUGUCAUUCAUUCCAUUCAUUUUCCAACAGAGGAAAAACAAAUAUUUUUCUGAAACAUUGAUCACAUGUAUAUACUAAUAUAUCAAUUAGCAUUGUCA